Molecule: messenger RNA, 906 nt
Organism: Trichomonas vaginalis G3
Lineage: Eukaryota; Parabasalia; Trichomonadida; Trichomonadidae
Product: 26S Proteasome non-ATPase regulatory subunit 7/8 domain-containing protein
Exons: 1
Coding region: 1-906 (301 amino acids)
Biological process (GO): proteasome-mediated ubiquitin-dependent protein catabolic process
Cellular component (GO): proteasome regulatory particle; proteasome complex
Molecular function (GO): metallopeptidase activity; protein binding
Source: RefSeq, a predicted model, not a curated record
AUGAGCGUGCAGCAAGCUAUUGACAUCAAAAGAGUAGCAGUUCACCCAAUUGUUCUUCUUUCAAUUGCAGAUCAUCAUAACAGAAUUGUUAACAACAGAACUAAGAGAGUUAUCGGUAUUCUUCUUGGUGAUGUUUACCAAGGACAAGUAAAUGUUUUGCAAUGCUUCGCUAUCCCAUUCGAAGAAGAUAUUGAUAAUCCAAACAUCUUUUUCGUUGACACAAACUUCAUCGAUGAAAUGUUUAAACUCCACAAGAAAGUCACACUCAAAGAGAAAAUCAUUGGCUGGUAUAGCUCACUCUCAACAAUAUCUCCAAACGAUCUCGAGAUUCACAAGGUCAUUUCUAAAUAUAAUCCAACUCCAAUCUUCCUUACAACCGAUGUUGGCGCUUCAGAUCCACAUGAAAUUCCAACAUGCGCCUAUAUUGGCACUGAACGCGAGAGAGUUGAUGGUCUUCCUCUUGUUACAACAUUUAAGACUCUUCCAACAGUUGUUGACUUCUUGGAAGUUGAAGAAAUUGGUGUCGAGCACCUUCUUCGUGAUAUCAAGGAUGUUGAUGUCUCAGAAAUCGGUACAACCCUUACAAACAGUAUGCACGGCCUUGCUGCUCUCGAACACAGACUUAAGGCUAUCUCGGAUUACUUAAAUGAUGUUAUUGAAGGAAAGCUUCCAAUCGAAAAUGAAAUCAUUGGCGUUAUUCAGUCAAUCUUUAACUUACUUCCAAAUCUUACAUUAAAGGAGACUGUAGACUCCUUAGCUACAAAGGCUGAUGAUGAAACAUUCAUGAUUUUCAUCUCUCAGCUCUGCAGAAGCGUUGUCUCUCUCCAUGAUUUAGUUAACACACGCCACCCACCUCUCGCUGAAAAGGAGAAGGCUAAAGAGGAGGCAGAAAAGCCUAAGAAUUAA